CAGCCCAAAGAAAAUCCAGUGGAGGAACUGCAAUCAGCAAGAAAUAGCUGUGAGGAAGAACCAGAGGAGGAAGUGCUAGACCUGGCUGAGAGUAGUGAAGAAACUGACUCUGAAGCACCUGCCCAGGGAGAAUUGCCACACCGUGCCCUCCAGGAAUACCCAAUCAAUAACAUGGUGAUGGGCUAUGCCUCUGCACGARACAUGAAGAAAUACGAGGGGGAACUGCAUGACUUCAUCCCUGGCACCUYGGGCUACACGGCAUACUGGGUUCACCCGAAAUUUAGCAUGUACUGYGAGAAGACCAAAAUGAAGAGGAAAUUGGAAGGAUCAGGUGGCUGGAGCAGCAAAAGUUUCAAUUUAAGAGCUGCCAGAUGA
This is a messenger RNA of Malurus melanocephalus (red-backed fairy wren), 375 nucleotides long. RefSeq names its product telomere repeats-binding bouquet formation protein 2-like. The transcript is spliced from 3 exons. Lineage: Eukaryota; Metazoa; Chordata; Aves; Passeriformes; Maluridae. The record is from RefSeq and is a predicted model, not a curated record. The annotation marks the transcript as partial. Gene Ontology annotation, biological process: homologous chromosome pairing at meiosis; meiotic attachment of telomere to nuclear envelope. Gene Ontology annotation, cellular component: nuclear inner membrane.